Messenger RNA from Lithohypha guttulata, 1875 nucleotides. RefSeq lists its product as uncharacterized. Gene Ontology annotation, cellular component: membrane. Bases 1 to 1875 code for a protein of 624 amino acids. Gene Ontology annotation, molecular function: ATP hydrolysis activity; ABC-type transporter activity; ATP binding. The transcript is spliced from 2 exons. The record is from RefSeq and is a predicted model, not a curated record. NCBI's taxonomy places the organism in Eukaryota, Fungi, Ascomycota, Eurotiomycetes, Chaetothyriales, Trichomeriaceae.
AUGUCCGAAAAAGACCCCGAGUUCGCGCCAGACGAUAUCUUCAGAAACGAUGUUAUCAGAUCUUUCUCCUGGUCAGACAUUAACGUUCAGGUGAAAGACAGAAGGACGAACCAGCCAUUGAAGAUCCUAGAUUCCUGUAAUGGUCAUGUUGAAGCUGGUCAGUUAGUUGCUCUUAUGGGACCUAGUGGAAGUGGCAAGACGACCCUCCUCAACGUCCUUGCACAUCGUUCUCAAACUCCCUGGACAGGAGAGACCAAGGCCAACGCAAGUUCUGUCAGUAAAGAGAACCUACGCCGUAUAUCGGGAUAUGUCGAGCAAGAAGAUGCGUUGACAGGCAGCCUUACUGUGCGCGAAACAAUCGACUUUUCAGCGAAGCUCGCUUUGCACGGCCUAAGUGCCUCUACGAGACGUGCAAUUGUGCAGAAUUUGGUUGAUGCAUUCGGACUGAACCGGCAAGAGCACACAAUCAUCGGAACUCCGUUACGGAAAGGAAUCAGUGGAGGACAGAAGCGUCGCGUUAGUGUAGCAAGCCAGCUGGUCACUUCACCGAAAGUCCUCUUCCUCGAUGAACCUACUAGCGGUCUUGAUUCAGCUGCAAGUUUCAACGUCAUGCAAUUCAUAUCGAGCGUCGCCAAAAAGCAUGGCCUGAUCGUUAUUGCAUCCAUCCACCAGCCUGCGACGACCACCUUUCAACUUUUCGACCAACUGCUUCUUCUAGCCAAAGGGAGGACAUGCUAUUUUGGGCCAGUUCAAGAGGUAUCCGAUUACUUCAAUUCUAUCGUCCCUAUGCCUCUGCAUACAAACCCAGCCGAGUUCUUGCUUGACCUCGUCAAUACAGACUUUGACAGCACAGUCGCGGACCAAUCGGGUCCGAGGCUAGCCGCUAUCUGUGACCUUUGGAGCACUUCUCAGAUGUACAAAACGCUUCAAUCCGCGGUCUCGACAUCACCAACUAAGACAAUAGAGCCCAUCUUUAAAACGUCACGACUGGGACAUCCAUCUCGUCCAGACAUCCCGCUCAUUCUCCUGCAUCGCAGCUUCAUCAAGUCGUACCGCGAUGUCCUCGCCUACGGUACACGCGUUGCAAUGUACAUUGGCCUUGCAAUUAUGAUGGGCACAGUGUGGCUGCGUCUUGACUAUACACAGGCGUCCAUCCAGCCCUUCGUUAAUGCGCUGUUCUUUGGGGGCGCCUUCAUGAGCUUCAUGGCCGUGGCAUAUGUUCCUAGUAUCAUCGAAGAUAUCCAUACCCUGCGCAAGGAACAUGCCAAUGGCCUAUAUGGACCUCUGAGCUUUGUGAUUGCCAACUUCCUGGUCGGUCUUCCGUGGCUGCUGCUCAUCACUCUCGCCUUCAGUAUCAUCGUCUACUGGCUGUCGAACUUUCGUGAUACCGCGGGCGGAUUCUGGAUAUGGGUGCUCUGGCUAUUUCUCGAUCUAGUCGCCGCAGAGAGCUUGGUGGUACUGCUCAGUGCCAUCUUCCCUAUCUUCGUUGUGGCUCUGGCGGCGACAGCCUUCGCCAAUGGACUAUGGAUGAGCGUUGGUGGCUUCCUCGUCCCAAUGGGCACUCUCAAUGUGUUCUGGAAGUACGCGUUCCAUUACAUCGAUUACCAAGCCUACGUCUUCCAAGCCAUGAUGGUCAAUCAAUUCAAAGAUACCAUUUACGACUGUGAUCGAGUCAAUGAUGGCGGAUAUUACUGCAUGUACCCAAGCGACCUGCAAAAUCAAGGCAAGACUAGAGGCACGGCAGUUCUCGAUGCCUAUAACUACUCAUACGAGGAUGGCAAGAUGUGGGAAUGGCUCGGGAUAAUGCUUGGUAUUAUCGUUGGGUAUAGGAUUCUUGGAUAUGUUGCAAUGUGGUUCAGGCUGCGCAGGAACUGA